Molecule: messenger RNA, 717 nt
Organism: Echinostoma caproni
Lineage: Eukaryota; Metazoa; Platyhelminthes; Trematoda; Plagiorchiida; Echinostomatidae
Source: the annotation of a GenBank genome assembly
AUGGCUCGCAAGUCAUCCUCCACGUGUUGGACCUCUGUGUUCACCACUGAAAAGUUAAAUCAAGACAAAUAUGAGAUCAAAACGCGACAAGAAAGUGGUAGUGAUGAUAGUCAGACGAUCAGAAUUACUCUCCCUGAUCUACUCGAUGCUAUACAGGUGAAAUUCGAUUGUGAUGAGACGACUUCCGCAACCUAUCACGUCCAGAAUACUCAUCGGUUUCGUGUUGUCAGUUACAAUCUGCUAGCGGAUGUGUAUGCGAGCACUGCUAUCGCGCGUACCCAUAUCUUUCGACAGUGUCCGAUCGAAUGCUUGAACAUACGGUAUCGCUUACCGCUCAUUCUUCGAGAACUGCUCCUGUACAAAGCGGAUAUUCUGUGUUUGCAAGAAGUCGACGUUUGGGUGUUUGAACACUAUUUGAAACCACUGUUGACCCGUUUAUCAGACAUGGAUGGCAUGUAUUUAGGUAAACGCCUCAUGGUAAAGGAACCGGGUCCACCCCCGAGGAUUGUGGCCGAUUUAACCAAAGAAAAGGAUAGGCAGCGGGGUGAGAAAGGUGCACUUACGUUCCUUUCAUUGCUCUCACUCGUUCGUCAUGCCACUGAUGUAAUUGUGUUUAAAACAUUCCGUCGUAUGGGUUUCCAAGGUUGUUUAGUACUCACCGGCUCUGAGGCACUCGAAGCCGCCGAGCAUGUGCUGAUCCGAAUUCGAGCGAUCUAA